ACUAUUUAACUAAAUUUUUAAUGUAUUAUGGGUGAGUUUUAACCAAGUACUGAAUGUGUAAUUUAGAAACAAAUCAAAGAUUUUCAUCAAAAGGGCUCAGUUUAGUCUCGAAAGACUGUUUGCUGCCGUAUAUCGUGCAGGAUCUAUAUUUAAUUACCAACACUAAGUUAAGUCUUUGUUUUUGUAAAUCUUCUCCCCUAAAUAUUACUGAAUAAUAGCUGCUGCCUCAUUUAUUCAUCAUGUUUUGCCACUCAUCGCAUGCUCAUACUUAUCAUGUCAGCGCAGUAGCUGAUGCCCCUCUCUGACAUUGGCUGAUCCAAUUUAAGGAUAUCUUCAUCUAGAAUUAGCUUGUUUUGACCAGCCUGCAAGGCACCAUGGGAGGCCAGGAGCUUAGGCCAACUGGUAAGCAGCAGGGGUAUAAAAUGCAGUUCUCACUGAAGGGCUGAACGACUUCAGAGGCUUACCAGCUCUUGGAUCUAUAGCUCAGAGAGCCACUGUAUCUACAGUUUUUAGUAGCAAGCAGUGUUUAACUCUAUUCCUGCAAACAUGGUUCUGGAGGAUCCUGAUGUGGAAAUGAUUGUCGCUGAGAUUGAAGUGAGCGAGCACGAUGUGGAGACUCCUAAUGGAAGAAUUCACUGUACAAUGAAGGGGGUUCCCAAGGGGGACAGACCAGUCAUUCUCACCUUCCAUGACGUCGGCCUGAACUACAAAACCUGCUGGAACACGCUCUUCGACCAUGAGGACAUGGCGGAAAUCAUGCAGCACUUUGCUGUGUGUCACGUCGAUGCCCCGGGGCAGCAUGAAGGAGCAAACACCUUUUCCACUGGAUAUGAGUACCCUUCUAUGGACCAACUCGCUGAGUCUCUCCCACUGGUCUUAAAGCAUUUUGGCCUGAAAAGUGUGAUUGGCAUGGGCAUGGGAGCCGGGGCCUACAUUCUGUCCAGAUUUGCUCUGGACUACCCAAAUAUGGUAGAAGGCCUUGUUCUCAUCAACAUCAACUCGUGUGCUGAGGGAUGGAUGGACUGGGCUGCACACAAGAUCAGUGGCUGGACUCACGCAGAGCCCGACAUGAUCAUCACCCACCUGUUUGGAAAGGAGGAAAUUCACCACAACCAUGAUCUAAUUGCCACAUACCGCCACCACAUCAUGAAUGACAUGAACCUGUUUAACCUGCAUCUCUUUGUCAAGUCCUAUGAAAGUCGAAGGGAUCUGGAAAUUGAGAGGCCAGUCCCUGGAAGCCAUGCCAGAACCCUCAAGUGCCCUUCUCUGCUGGUGGUUGGCGAUAGCUCUCCUGCCGUGGAGGCCGUGGUUGAGUGCAACACUAAGCUGGACCCCACAAAGGCCACCCUUCUUAAGAUGGCCGACUGCGGUGGCAUGCCCCAGAUUGACCAGCCUGGCAAGCUGACCGAGGCGUUCAAGUACUUCAUUCAGGGCAUGGGAUACAUGCCUGCUGCCAGCAUGACCCGCCUUGUUCGCUCCCGCACUGCCUCUGGCUCUAGCGUCACCUCGUUCGACGGCAACCGCUCCCGCUCCCACACCAGCGAGGGAAACCGCUCCCGCUCCCACACCAACGAGGGCAGCCGCAGCCGCAGCCACACGACUGAGAAUCCGCACGGCCGCUCCCACACAGACAGCUCCAUGGACACCACGGCCAACAACAACGUGGACCAAGGCGUGAGCAAGUCCGCCGAAGUGUCCUGCUAAAUAACCCUCCACUCAGCAGACAUCCAAACCUCUCAAGGAUCCCCUUCAGUCUCUGCUGCGCUACCUCUAAUUCACACCUGGCCCAUGUACCUGCAAUUGUUUAAAAGAGAGGGGAAAAAAAGAAAUAAAAAAAACGCACAAUACACACUCACCUGCAGAUUUCUCAGUGCAGAUGAGUUGCCCUAGUUUGGAAAUAUGUUUGAGUAAGAAGGUUGAGGUCGUGUUUAUUGAUUGCAAGCAGAAAAUGUUUGGGGCCAUAGUGUAAUUGGAGGCAACGCAGCAUUUGGGGACAUCGAAGCAGAGAAUGUCGGAGAAAGCUGUGGCUAAGAGUACACCAGCUUGUAAUAUAUCCCUCAUAAUCUCGCAUACAAAAAAAAAAAUAACCUCCCCUUCAUCUUUCCCUCCAACCUCAUUUUUUUUGGUCCAUUUUUACCCUACUGACGCAGCUUUCUCAAAUUUACCCGACUGUAAAUGUGUUCUCACUGUAAUUGUUCGAUCAUUUAUCCGUUUAUUUUUCAUGUAUGAGUUAUUGUUCGUAUGUAGGAGCAGACUUGUAGAUGUGGAGAGUGAAUGGGGAGGCACUACACGUAUAUCUUUGAAAAUUGAAAGGGCAGACUCAAAGUAUAUCAUGCACAGCAAAUUGUUUGACCUUGCAAAUGUCAUUUAUUUCCCCCCCCUGUGAAUUUUCUUUCCCCCAAAAGAUUGUUGAAAUAGCAGUUUGCAGGUGAAUUUAAAAUUAAUCUAAAUUGUAUGCUUUGUCGUCAAUCAAAACACUGAAAAACCAAUGCUAAAGCUUCAGGAUCACAUGGUUUAUUAAUGGAUCAAAAACGGUUCUCGCUUAAUGAUUUUUAUGAUGAUUUCUAUGCAAUCAAUGUGCCAUGAAAUUGUUCACCUUUGUUAGAUUGUGCUGCUCCUGUGUGUGGAUUCUUGAGUGAGUGAUAAAAGAGAGGUCCACAUGUAAACACGAGGAUAGCCAUAGAACUUACCUGAUACUUUCUACUCUUUCUUCUGUAUUUUACUUGCACUACAAAAACAUUUGGCUCUGUAGAACACGUACAUACAGCUUUGUAAAUACACAACCUUCUAAUGCUGUAGAAAAGCAUUAAAAUGACAUAACCGUUUGUAUUUAUUAAAAAAUGACAAAAAAAUGUGUAA
Molecule: messenger RNA, 2859 nt
Organism: Haplochromis burtoni (Burton's mouthbrooder)
Lineage: Eukaryota; Metazoa; Chordata; Actinopteri; Cichliformes; Cichlidae
Gene: ndrg1a
Product: N-myc downstream regulated 1a
Exons: 14
Coding region: 547-1704 (385 amino acids)
Biological process (GO): signal transduction
Cellular component (GO): cytoplasm
Source: RefSeq, a predicted model, not a curated record